CAUCAGAGACAGGAAGUAGAAGGAACUGGAACAGUAACCUGAGAGAUGGAUGGAUGGAUGGAUGGAUGGAUGGUAUUCAUAUAAAAGUAGAUUGAUUAAUUGAUCAUUGAUCUGCUUUAAAGCAGAGGGGUAGGGAUGUGUUGCAUACAUGAAGCCAAGCAGCAGGCCAGACCAGCAUGAGUCAGCAGUUUUAAAGUUCGUCAACAGUGAGUCCUCUUCGUUUAAAGCAAGGCGGAUCAUUUUUUACAGCGUGCAGAGACUUUGUAGGGGGCGUUCGUGUGAAUGUGGUGACUAAGUGUAAGAGUAUGAGUUUCUCUUCAGAGCGUCUCUGUUCAUCAUGAAGAUCGCUGUGCUCCUCGCCCUCCUCUCAGUCAGUGAAUGCAGCAUCGUCAUUGGUCAAGUGGGUCAGAGUGUGACUCUGCCCUGUAGAUAUGACAUAAAGAGAAAUGGAGCAUGCUCAAUGUGUUGGAAUCGAGGAGAGAUUCCAAAUUCAGGCUGCAGCAACCCACUAAUAUCAACAGAUGGAAAUAAAGUGACACAAGGAGAUUCUAGAAAGUAUCAACUAUUAGGACGUCUGGACCGAGGAGACGUUUCUCUGACCAUCCUGAACCUCACGGAGUCAGACGCUGGACGCUACGGCUGCAGAGUGGAAAUACCAGGCUGGUUUAAUGACCAAAAACAUCACUUUGAGCUGCAAGUGAUCAAAGGGUCUCCGACAACCACAGGAACACCUGGACCCUCAGAGACUUCCACAAGACCAGCACAGAGCACCACAGCAGGCCAGCUGACCUCCACACAGGACUCCAAGACUUCCUCGUCCAGCCUCGUGAAACUCGAGCAGGAGAACACUAAUGUGGUGGUGGUUCUGGUCUUGGUUCUGUUCGGGGUCAUUACAGUGCUAACAGUGAUCGGGGUCUUCAUUCUCGUGAGACGAUGGAGGCAACUCAACAAAAUGCCUCGGCAGCAGCAGCAGAUCAGCACGGUUACCUUCAGCCUGACGCCGUCCGCUCUGCAGCUCCACAGACAAAGUUCAGCUGUGGAAAACAUCUACCAGAUAGAGGGGGGAGAGUACGAGUCCUGCCCCUGAAGCUCCGCCCACCAAAUGACCAGCUCUGGACGUUAAAGGGGACAUAUUGUGCAAAAAUCACUUUUUAAGGCUUUUCUAACAAAAGUAUUUGCCGCUGGUCUUUCCACAGUCCCCUCAAGUACCAGACCCCUCCCCUUUUCUCCACCUUUCAGAAAAUGUGCGCUGAAACAAGCUGUUCUUGGAUUUCCCACUCAUGAUGUCAUGCGGGGAGUUAGUCCCGCCCCCAGGUUCGGUUGGCCCUCCCUGCUUGGAAGAAAGUUCCGCCCUCCUCUCAUGAUCCUCCUCUCAGCUGAGAGAGCCACAUCCAUGAGCCACAUCCACUUCCUGAGAGGGG
Cheilinus undulatus (humphead wrasse) is the source of this 1421-nucleotide messenger RNA. RefSeq names its product hepatitis A virus cellular receptor 1 homolog. The transcript has 7 exons. Bases 338 to 1087 code for a protein of 249 amino acids. The record is from RefSeq and is a predicted model, not a curated record. Lineage: Eukaryota; Metazoa; Chordata; Actinopteri; Labriformes; Labridae.